AAGGACAGAAGUUCCCAGUCACGGUGAUUGGAGAGGUUAAAGGAAGAGAGGGCAGUGCAUUACUGGCCGAAGUUCUGGAUUUCCUUUGGCGACAGACAGGAUUGGUGUUUCCCCAUACCACUAGGCUUUGACCUGGGUUCAAGCCAAAGAGCCUGGGUUCCUUGCCCACACCCUGACAAAACAAGCCUCCAGCACUGAGGGAGACUGGCAAGACUUGGCCGCGGGCCAACUCCGAUACUGGAAGGAGUCGAAGGUGAAGACGGGACAUCCGAUCUGGAAGAAAAUUACCUGAAUACAUUCCAAAACCGAUUCAAGAUUCUUUUACCCUGUGGAUUUUAAACUGGACUUUUAGGGACAAUCCUGCUGAAACAGAGUUCAUAUCAUAGGAUUGGUUUGAUGCCCAAAAUAAUAUUCCUUUUUAAAAUACUUCAGAACUACUGUUGAUCUCUUAAAACACAAUAGCAACCCUGCUAUUGGUUUCAAAACUGGUUGAGAUGACUACAAUGGCAAGUUUAUUCUCAUUCACCAGCCCGGCUGUGAAACGCCUACUGGGCUGGAAGCAAGGAGAUGAGGAGGAAAAGUGGGCUGAAAAAGCAGUUGAUGCAUUGGUGAAAAAACUCAAAAAGAAGAAGGGAGCCAUGGAAGAGCUAGAGAAGGCAUUAAGCAGUCCUGGUCAACCAAGUAACUGUGUCACUAUUCCUCGGUCUCUAGAUGGUCGCCUUCAGGUAUCGCAUCGAAAGGGCCUUCCACAUGUUAUUUACUGUCGUGUAUGGCGUUGGCCAGAUCUUCAAAGUCAUCAUGAACUGAAGCCAUUAGAAUGUUGUGAAUUUCCAUUUGGCUCAAAGCAGAAAGAAGUCUGCAUUAAUCCAUAUCACUAUAAACGAGUAGAAAGUCCUGUUCUUCCUCCAGUGUUGGUUCCGAGGCACAGUGAAUUUAACCCACAGCAUAGCCUACUUGCACAGUUUCGUAAUUUGGGACAUAGUGAUCCUCCUAUGCCACAAAAUGCUGCCUUUCCAGUUUCCUUUCAGCAACCAAACAACCACCCAUUCCCUAACUCUCCCAAUAGAAGCUAUCCAAGCUCCCCUGGAAGUAGUACAUAUCCUCAUUCUCCGGCAAGUUCUGGGCCAAGCAGCCCAUUUCAGAUGCCAGCUGAUACACCACCUCCUGCAUAUAUGCCUCCAGAUGAUCAGAUGACACAAGAUGGCUCACAACCCAUGGAUACAUCAAAUGUUCUUGUAUCUACAGUUCCGCCAAAUAUAUCCAACAGAGCAGAUGUUCAACCAGUUGCUUAUGAGGAACCAAAACACUGGUGCUCCAUUGUCUAUUAUGAGCUAAAUAAUCGUGUGGGAGAAGCUUUCCAAGCCUCCUCUACCAGUGUCUUAGUUGAUGGUUUUACUGAUCCCUCGAAUAACAAGAAUAGAUUUUGUCUCGGUCUUCUUUCCAAUGUGAAUCGUAACUCAACUAUUGAGAACACCAGGAGACACAUUGGCAAAGGUGUUCAUCUUUAUUAUGUUGGUGGAGAAGUCUAUGCUGAAUGCUUAAGCGACAGUAGUAUUUUUGUACAAAGUCGAAACUGCAAUUAUCAUCAUGGAUUCCAUCCAACAACUGUCUGCAAGAUCCCCAGUGGAUGCAGUUUGAAGAUCUUCAACAAUCAAGAGUUUGCCCAGCUUUUGGCCCAGUCAGUAAACCAUGGUUUUGAAGCGGUUUAUGAACUAACUAAGAUGUGCACCAUACGAAUGAGUUUUGUAAAGGGUUGGGGAGCUGAGUAUCAUCGACAGGAUGUAACAAGUACCCCUUGCUGGAUUGAGAUUCAUUUGCAUGGUCCUCUGCAGUGGCUGGAUAAAGUUCUCACCCAGAUGGGUUCCCCACAUAAUCCUAUCUCCUCUGUGUCAUAACAGUGCUUGUUAUGCUGCCUCAUAGUGCUCAUAAAUUUUUGUGUUGAUUUUCUGGAGUUUGUAAUAUCUUGAAGGACUAAUAAAAUGGGUACAUUCUGGACUGUAAUGAAUGGGAAUCUGGAAGUUACUUGACCUUUUGUGACCAAUUGUUGGAGAAAGAUGAUCAGUCUUUUUAGUAUACUGCUGUUCUUGUGAAAGUGUUCAGUUUACACUGUAGUAUUCCACUUCUGCCUAAUCUGAAGAGCUUGUAUAGAUUAUGAUUUUAGAAUGCUAAAAUGAUGAAAGGUGACCAAGCAUAGAUAAUUCACUUGAAUGUUAACUGAUGUUUUUAAAUGCUAGUUUGUGGACAAAAAAGAGAUGCAACGUCUUUUUUUCAUUCAUUGUAGCACAAUUGCUGCACAGUUGGUAUGUUAAAAUUGAAGGUAUAUUGCAUGGAUGACUUGCAAAUCUUCUAUACAUUAGGUCACUUUACAUCUAAAGUACAAAUGUGGAAGUGGACAAAAGGAGCCUUGUAUGCAGCUCUGUCUUAAGUGCUGAUGUCAACUUUUUUAAAACAAUAAUUAAAUCAGAAUAGUGUCAAGUUACAAUUUAAUUUGCAGUGGAUUUCCAAGGUGUGUAUGGAUGCACAGAUACGUUGAGAUUUAUAAUUGUUACAUUUGUCCUCAUUUCAAUUUUUUGGGACUUCAGAUUUGAUAAUUGAAGAAGUAGGUAAGUGGGCAAUGUGACCUGUGCUGUUUGGUGAGUUCAGUAUUUUUAACGAUUACAUACUGUAUAAUGUGUACUUUAUCAAGUCUAUAAAGCUACUGUUCAGUUGCUAGUAGCUAAGCAUUAGUUUUGAGGUUGUUAAUUAAAAUUUUUUUUUAAAAAAACACCAUUUUGGUAAGCAAGAUUUGUAGUGUAUACCUUAUUCUGGCUUUGUCACCUUUUAUGUGCUAAUUUCUCUUUGAAGAGAAGUAUUGAGAUAUUUCUAUAAAUCCUCUGAGUAGCUGAUCAGUGGAUACCAACAAGUUAGCUAUUUAUACAAUGAUAAAGAUAGUCUUGUACAUCUUCCAGUUUUAUUGGUUAAAGUUGGCUGGAUGUUUGCAAUACAUUGUGGUUUUCCAAAUAGCUUGUUUUAUAAAUAAUGCCCAAUUCUUUUCAGUUCUUGUAUAUGCACUUUUACACAGACUUUUGCUGUUGUGCUGUGGAAUUGGGAAUCAACAUUUGUUUUGAGGAUCACAAGUCCUUUACUAGAAAUCAUGUAAUUUUUUUGGCCAUUAUUUUUAAAAUACCUUUGACGUUUUGUAACAAAUUUGAGAAUUGCACCACAACAAAUUCUAUAUGGUAACAUAUCUCUAAAAUUCUAUCUUUGAAGACAUUGACUUUUAUCAACUAACCCAGAUUUGCAAUUACUUUGACUUAUUUGUUUAAAUAUUUUAUCUAACUAUCUUUAGUUUACUAUCUACUUUUUGUGUGCAUGCUGGGUGGGAUUGAGGGAGUUAUACAAGGGAAAAAUUGGGUUUUCCUAAGCAAGAUUGUAUAGAUUGUCACCUUGUUCCCAGACCUGUGCAAAAUAAUUAACACGACAUAGGAGCAAUGAGAGACCAUAGUCUGGAGUUUUUAAAACAAAAGCAUAUUUGAUUAAUGUUUGGUGCAUGGUUCAUAAUAGGAAAUUUCACCAUGAUUACAUGCUCAAAAUAUUACAAUAAACCACAUAACUUUGCACUACAAAUGUUGUAAUGGUUGAAUUUACCAUUAUUUAGUGAUAUUAAUACAAGCGUGCUGCAAAAAAAUGAAAGCAUUCUAAAAGAUAGUUGAAAACUCUGCAAUGAAUCAGCAUCCAUGUGUAGAGUACUUCACUUACACAAUAAAACAACCACUUUCCAACAUUUUGGACAAGGUAUUGGCACAAAUUCUGCAGAUUGUUAGGAAUUUUCUGUUUGUGUUUGGAGAUCCAUAUCUACAUUCCCCAUGUGGUUUCAAGGAUGGAGUCAUCUCUGCAUAUGCUUUGAUGUCAGUCAACUGCAGAAUUUUUGUCAUUGUUAGAUAUAUUUCUUAGAAUGUUAUUCAGCAGGCUGUAUAACUGUUUUCAUUUCUUAAGGGGACAAAUAGUGUUGGGUUGCAGGUUCUGGUGGUUGCCAGAACAUUGUUAUAGCACAGUAGUCUUCUCAAUGUUGUUGGGUAUUUGAGAUAGGUGCUGUAUAGUUUGUGACGGAGUUUGCUUUUCUAAGUCUUACUCCUCUAUAGAUUAGUGUUUUGGAGCUUCCUCGUAAACAAACCAGUACAAAGAGUAUUCCUUCUAAACGUACUGGUUUCAAAAAGUCUCCUCCAGCUAGGGAUAGCUUUUUGAUACCCAUGUGCCUCGGUCACUGUUCAUGAGAUUAUUCUGUGAACUCAGAUUUUCAUACCGUUGAUCAUGGGAAGCCAGCCCAACUUAAAGAGAUGCAAGUUUCUUACCCUAGCUUUUAUAGGGACAACUCUGGUUGAACCUGUUAAGACUUCACUAAAUAAGUAUGACUUUGUGUUUCUUUUGCCCUGUGAUCAUCACACAUAAGCUGUUUGCAUACUGUGAGCUACGGCUUUUGCUGAGGCCUUGUUAGUACCAUUAGGAAACGUCAAAGGUAUGUUGUUGAAGGGUUAAUGAGUGUCAGCGAAAAUGACAUUCUAGAAACUAAUGGUAUUAGUAGAUUGCCCGCAUGAAAUAGGUCAGUGUCCUGCUUGUGGUGCUUAUCAGUAAGAUGUGUGCACUAAUGCAGUCUUCAGCCAGCUUGAGAACCAAGGCUUAUUGUGUCUGCCUGGUGCUCAAUAAGUGACUGUCAGCUGAAACAUGGUUGUGUUGUCAUCUGUACAUUAGGAUUUUUCCAUCACUUACACCCUGUCUAUUCACCCUCUUACUGACAAAAUGUCAUAUACUGAUUAUUUUGCUCAGGUGGUUUAGCCUUUCAAUUUAGAUCAACAUAGAAACUGGUUGGAAACUAAUUGAGAACUUGAAGUUUCAUGGUAGUCUAAGAUAUAUCAAGAUUCUAAUGGUAAAAGGGCAAGUCUUGCAUUAUUUAUGGAUUUAUUUAUCUUCAUUUCAGCUAUUUUACAUAUAAAUAGGACUAGUUUAGCCAAUUCAGUUCACUAAAAUGCCCUCAAAUGACAUCAAUGAAAGGAUUUCACUUUUUGUACUAUUAUAUUGCAGACUAUCUAUUUCAAUCAUGUUCAUUAUUUUGGUAAGCAUGUAAUAUGAUCGACUUUCUGCUUUGUUUCUCAUGUCUCCAUCCCACAGUGGACCAGUAUGUAAAUUGAUGUUCCCAGAAAUCAAAAGACUUGAAGACAGCAAAGAAGUGUUUUGCAGAAAUAACGUACAAAAUAAACAUACUUUUCACUCAACAAUUUGAGAUAUUCUUGAGUACUGUGUUGUGCUGUGAUCAAAUUGCAUGAAAUGUUUCAAUAAAAAAAAAUUCUGUGAAUUACCCUAGACCAUUUCUUCAAUGUGACAUUUGGCUUCAAGAAGUAAUUAAUAUUAUAGUAACAUUAAUUUAUUUUACAUGCUGCUUAAAAGAGAAUAAUUAAAGUUUAAACUUUCA
This is a messenger RNA of Mobula hypostoma (lesser devil ray), 5446 nucleotides long. RefSeq names its product SMAD family member 1 (gene smad1). NCBI's taxonomy places the organism in Eukaryota, Metazoa, Chordata, Chondrichthyes, Myliobatiformes, Myliobatidae. The transcript has 7 exons. Bases 495 to 1895 code for a protein of 466 amino acids. Gene Ontology annotation, cellular component: heteromeric SMAD protein complex. The record is from RefSeq and is a predicted model, not a curated record. Gene Ontology annotation, biological process: anatomical structure morphogenesis; BMP signaling pathway; SMAD protein signal transduction. Gene Ontology annotation, molecular function: DNA-binding transcription factor activity, RNA polymerase II-specific; I-SMAD binding; RNA polymerase II cis-regulatory region sequence-specific DNA binding.